GAAUGCAUGCAGCACAGUGGGCGAUGCUGAAUCUGCUGAGGGCGUGUUUCAAGAGCUUCGCGACGCAAACAUUGCCCCUGAUGUAGUCAGCUACAAUUCGCUCAUCAAUGUGUAUGCCAAGAGAGCUGAUGCAACAAGCGCCUGCGCGAGACUGGAGGAGAUGGUUGCCGCAGGCAUUCAGCCUUCGCAAAUCAGCUUUAACACAGCCAUAAAUGCUUGUGCAAAAGCGGGCCAGCUGCCGGAAGCAGAGGCUCUCAUGGAGAGGAUGCCACACGUUAGCCUAUGCCCUGAUGUAUUCAGCUAUACCUCGCUGGCGGACGCUUACUCCCGUCAGGGGAACAUGCGAAAGGCUGUGGCGCUGGUAAAGGGCAUGCAGCGAUCCGAAGUGCUUCCCAAUGAGAGAACCUACACGACUCUCAUCCAGGGUUGCAGACGCCAAGGGCUUCGAACUAUGGCGGCCGAAUUCCAGGCAGAGCUUGAGCGAAUGAGAAGCUUGGGACAUACUGCUCAGCACUCCAAUCAGCACCGUCCUGGGUCGGAUCGUGCAAGGUCUUACGAUGUGGAAAAAGAGCACGCCAAGAGGCAGUCCAAGCGAAUGCCGCUACAGCAUCACAGGCCAUCCUACCAGAGAGGGCAGCGGAGGCCAGCUCGCAUCGUCUCCAUUCCUGACCCAUCGCAAAAGACAUAG
Messenger RNA from Symbiodinium pilosum, 688 nucleotides. Lineage: Eukaryota; Dinophyceae; Suessiales; Symbiodiniaceae. The record is from the annotation of a GenBank genome assembly.